GGGCCGUAUUAACCCUUCAAUCCAACAACAACAACAACACGAGCGACGUUUACUAUCAAAAUUUGUUAAGAAAAGAAUUUGGAUUUUUAUUAUGAUAAUGGAUGCGCCAACCUUAAUUAUUGAAACGGAUGAUCUACAAUAUGAAGAGGAACUUCUACGUAACCCUUUUUCAGUUAAACACUGGCAACGAUACAUAGAACACAAAAAAGAUGCUUCGUGUGAACAACUUAACAAGGUCUAUGAAAGAUCGUUACUGCAGAUGCCUGGUAGUUACAAGCUGUGGCACCAGUAUCUGAGACUAAGAAUGCAGCAAGUUAAGGGCCGAUGCAUCACAGACCCAGAGUUUGAGAGUGUUAAUAAUACUUUUGAACGUGCCUUGGUAUUUAUGCACAAGAUGCCUCGUGUAUGGAUAGAUUACUGCCAAUUUUUAAUGAAUCAGAAAAAGAUAACAAGAACUAGGAAGACAUUUGACCGUGCCCUUUGUGCUCUGCCAAUUACUCAGCAUAACCGCAUAUGGCCUCUGUACCUCAAGUUUGUUAUGUCUUAUACUAUUCCAGAGACAGCUGGCAGAGUUUGGAGAAGAUACCUAAAGCUAUGUCCAGAAGAUACUGAAGAUUACAUAAGCUACCUCAUAUCUAUUGGCCGACUGGAAGAGGCAGCCAAGAAAUACGAAUGGUGUGUUAACACAGACUCCUUUACUUCAAAAUAUGGCAAAUCUAAGCAUCAGUUGUGGUCUGAACUCUGUGAACUCAUCUCUAAAAACCCUCAGGAAACCAGUCUUAAAAAUGCGGAGGCCAUCAUUCGUCAUGGUCUUCAACGUUACACAGAUCAAGUUGGCAUGCUGUGGAACUCUCUGGCAGAAUUUUACAUCAUCAGUGCCCUGUUUGAAAGAGCUCGAGAUGUAUAUGAAGAAGGUCUAAGAAGUGUGAUGACAGUGCGAGAUUUUACCCAAGUGUUUGAUGCUUAUGCUCAGUUUGAAGAAUUAAUGCUCAAAAAGCGUAUGGAAGAAGUGGGUGCCGAAGUUGAUGAAGAAGAUGAAACUGAUCUAGAAUUAAGGUUGGCAAGAUAUGAAGAUCUUAUGCAACGGCGACCACUCCUACUCAAUUCAGUUAUGCUGCGGCAAAAUCCACAUAACGUUUUGGAGUGGCAGAAGAGGGUAACACUUUAUGAAGGAAAGCCAAAAAUGAUUGUUGCUACGUACAUGGAAGCUGUAAAAACAAUUGACCCGAAACAGGCUACAGGAAAGCUGUUUUCACUUUGGGUUAACUUUGCCAGGUUCUAUGAGGAAAACAACCAAAUUAUAGAUGCACGAAUCAUAUUCCAGCGUGCUACCGAAGUUGCAUAUGUGAAGGUGGAUGAUCUAGCCAGUGUUUGGUGUGAGUGGGCAGAGAUGGAAAUCAGACAUGACAAUGAAGAAGAGGCUUUAAAGCUUAUGAAACGUGCAACAGCACCGCCGCCUCACAAAGUUGCUUAUAAUGAUGAGUCAGAGCCUGUGCAGAGGCGGGUUUACAAGUCCCUUAAGCUGUGGUCAAUGUAUGCUGACUUGGAGGAGUGUCUGGGUACUUUCAAGUCUUGUAAAGCUGUAUAUGAUAGAAUCAUUGACUUGAGAAUUGCUACUCCACAAAUUAUUAUAAAUUAUGGAAUGUUCUUACAGGAAAACAACUACUUUGAAGAAGCAUUCAAAGCAUAUGAAAAGGGCAUCUCCUUGUUUAAAUGGCCUUAUGUAUAUGAUAUUUGGAACACUUACCUCACUAAGUUUCUUGAACGUUACAAGGGAACCAAGAUAGAACGUGCUCGAGAUCUUUUUGAACAGUGUCUCGAAAAAUGUCCUCCAAGCUAUGCUAGAAAUCUGUAUCUCUUAUAUGCCAAGAUGGAGGAAGAAUAUGGUCUAGCAAGACAUGCAAUGCAGGUAUACAGCCGUGCUACCAAAGCUGUACCACCUGAAGAAAAACUGGCCAUAUACAACAUUUACCUUCAGCAUGCUCAACAGAUUUAUGGUGUUACAAAAACAAGAGAAAUUUAUCAGGAGGCAAUUGAUGACCUACCUGAUGAAGGUGCACGAGAGAUGUGCUUACGUUUUGCUGAGAUGGAAAGAAAGCUGGGUGAAAUUGAUCGUGCUCGAGAAAUUUAUGCCUACUGCAGUCAUAUAUGUGACCCUCGCAUUACCGCAGAAUUUUGGGCCAAGUGGACAGACUUUGAAGUGGCCCAUGGUAAUGAAGACACCAUGAAAGAACUUCUUCGCAUCAAGAGGUCUAUGCAAGCUAAAUAUAACACACAGGUGAACAUGAUGUCUGCACAAAUGUUAGCAUCUGCAGACACUGUUGCAGGAACCGUUUCUGAUCUUGCUCCAGGUGCUAAGGAUGGAAUGCGCAUGUUGGAGGCUCGUGCUGUAGCUAUGAACCAGAUAGAAGAACAGAAUCCUCAGGCAACACAUGCUCCUGCAGGUGGUUCUAAAAUAAUGUUUGUCAGAGGCACGACCACAAAGCGGGAUGAAGAGAUUGCUGAUGCAGCACGUACUGCCAACCCAGAUGAAAUUGACUUGGAUGAUGAUGAUGAUGGUGACGAUGAUGAUAAGGAGGAUGAGGAUGAUGAUGAUGAUCUUCCUCAACAACGAGAAAUACCGUCAGCAGUUUUCGGCCAGCUGAAGAAGGAGUAAACUAAGAAUAAAGAAUAUGUAUUUUUUAAUAAAGAGUAAAAGGGUU
This is a messenger RNA of Cherax quadricarinatus, 2702 nucleotides long. RefSeq names its product Pre-mRNA-splicing factor SYF1 fand (gene fand). The record is from RefSeq and is a predicted model, not a curated record. Gene Ontology annotation, molecular function: protein binding. Gene Ontology annotation, biological process: generation of catalytic spliceosome for first transesterification step; mRNA splicing, via spliceosome. NCBI's taxonomy places the organism in Eukaryota, Metazoa, Arthropoda, Malacostraca, Decapoda, Parastacidae. Gene Ontology annotation, cellular component: U2-type catalytic step 2 spliceosome; Prp19 complex; post-mRNA release spliceosomal complex.